AUGUGGGGCCCAUACGAGAUCGCCACACCCGCAAUCUUCGGAAGGGCCUGGGCUGCUGCCUGGUCUUAUAAGAGCUUCUUCGGUCACAACACGACCUCCCUUUUAAUCCAUCGAGUUUCCACAUACCCAAUAUCGCAAUUGUACUCGCACGCACAAUCGGCACGGCUCCUGGCGCCGCGCACAUUCCGGAUGCGCAAAUCACCGCAUAAGGUCCUGCUCGAGGAUGCUACGGGGACUGAGGUCCCGCAGUGGAACCUGCUCGCGCCAGCCCUUCAUCAGGUUCUCAAGCUGUCACGGGCUGAGAUGAAUGAGGACAGCCGCCGAGGUAGCCAUGGCUCGGUCACUGCAGGGGCACUGGCGAACCCCUCACCCCAUGUCGGCUGUGCUAUAGAAGAGGAAAAUGAGGUAGCCAACGAGCAGGACGACAGCCUAGAUCCGGUAACCGUCUUGAGGAUUAGACCACAUUGGAAAGCGUUCCGCCUCCUCCAUUACGCCCCUCGUGACAGAGGCCUUCUACGGAGAGCCGUGCGCUACCUACCCCCGACUGAGCUAAGAAGUGCUGGGAGAGCCAUCGCUCAGGGGAAGACGUCGACGGGCGCGCCGUUGGGAACAAGCGUGGGGCAGUCUCCCAUCGAGAUCCUUCCGCCCGAGCUCCUGGCCAUCGUGCUUGGCUAUCUCACCAACGACAAACCAGCCACCAUCGGGCUCGCAUUGGCUUCUCGGAGACUGUGGUGUCGCGUGCUGAGCGAGUAUAUCCUUCGCAAUGUCCACAGUCGGCAAUAUAGCGCACCAGAUCCUACUAUCGUGGACAGGCAAGACACGGCUUAUGGCCAUAUGAUGCAAAGCGGGCAGUGGGCAGGCACACCACUAAUCUGCACGUCGACAUGGCUGGUCGACCUCCCGCAGAGCAUGCUUGCCGUCGAGCCGCGGCUGUGGUACCGCGACGGGUGGAAAGACAUUCCCCACAGGUGCUGGGCCCGCCAACUGGAGUCUCCAUGGACGGGGACGAACGGGUGGCGGCGGCACGGAUACUGGGAGCCAGACUACGUGCAUCGCAUACCAGACCCGGAUCUCGCGCCACCGCUACCAUCAGCACCAGUGUCACACCAUUCGGAUGAGGUUGGAGGUGCUCGACGUGCCCUGGGCGGUGUAGGCGCCAGUGGCCGUGGUGAAGCCGGAAUGUGUCUCGCUCGGAUGUGGAAUUGGAACGCCGUACUGACAUACCGGCACCCAAGAGACGCGGACGGCCUGUGCGAGAAGGAUGUCGAGGCCUAUCUGGCGGCAUUUGAUGGCAAAGGGAAUGCGUUUGAACAGAGCGAGGUGGAAAGCCGGUGGGAGGCACGUCUCAGGAGCUGGCUGAACAUGCUUCUUCGUGGUGGAGACGGCCGAGAAGAGGACGAACACGCGGAUGAUGACGCGUUCAUGAUGGGGGCUGUUGGGGACGAGUGGGUGUUGAGGAACCUGGACACGAAAGAGUACGUGAGCCUCCAGGUGCAAAAUCAGCCAGCCCCCACGAUCACCACCCCUGCGGAUCAGGGUUCUCAUCCUGAGGACGAUACCGCGGCGACGGCAAGUCUACCGCAGACACGAGGGAACAAGCGAAGGUUGCCCAAAGCACAAAACUCGCGGUCUUCCAAACGACAAAAGCCGACUGGCACCCUCACUCAGUCAGAGGAUGGGCCAACUGCCCACGCGGAUCCAGCCUCUAUGAGAGCGACAGACGAACACGUGACCCGCCAAGCGCAUUCCACAAUCCUGGCCAUGGAGAACCAUUCUCAGCUGACGUUAGACUUCAUCGUGUUGUCCCAGAUAUGCUGGGGCGGUGGGAUAACGCGGUCGGGGCCACAGCCCGCUUCUCGUACAUUGGGGACUCCGGGUGCGCAGCAGCUGACGACUCUGACGACUGGCAUCUGGGCAGGGCACCGCCUCGACGUAGUGCCAAGGGAAUGCUUCGCUCAUGUGCGAGAAGAAGUUUUCCUGGGCGGUGGCCGCCCAAGUCAAGCCCCUUGUAUCGUAGGAGCAGAGGCAUCAUCCCCUUGUAUCGUAGGAGCAGAGGCAUCAUCAGAGCACAUUGAAGAAGGGACAGAUUGGAGGGAUGUCACCGAGGAGGCUGCGAUUCUGGCAGUUCUCGCUCCCAGAUUGCCGAACGGCCGGGAUCUGUUGAUACCCUUGGGGUGCCCUGAGGAUGCACUUGCUCGCGAUGAAGCGCUGGUUGGGCCGAUCACCCUGCUCCCUGCGCUGGGAACAUCAUCGGCUUACAUGCCCCGCCAGCCCGCGGUUGCUGACAGCAGAUUGAUUGGCAUGUAUGUCUUGAUUUAA
Molecule: messenger RNA, 2319 nt
Organism: Microdochium trichocladiopsis
Lineage: Eukaryota; Fungi; Ascomycota; Sordariomycetes; Xylariales; Microdochiaceae
Exons: 2
Coding region: 1-2319 (772 amino acids)
Source: RefSeq, a predicted model, not a curated record